AUGUCGAACCUGACUGUAGAGCUCACGGCUCCGAACGGGAAGAAGUACACCCAGCCCACUGGACUGUUCAUCAAUAACGAAUGGGUUGCGUCCGCCAAGGGAGAUAAGAUCACCAGCAUCAAUCCAACGGACGAAUCCGAGAUUGCUUCAGUGCAUGCGGCAGAAUCCGAAGAUGUCGACAAAGCUGUAGCUGCUGCUCGCGCUGCUUUCAAAGGCCCAUGGCGAGAUAUGGCCAGCACAGAACGCGGAGACCUGAUGCUGAAGUUGAGCCAGCUCGUCGAAGAAAACAAGGAGAUACUGGCCACCAUUGAGACGUGGGACAAUGGUGAGUCUCACCUCUUCCAAGCCAUCUCAUCAAAUCGAUGCUGAAUGAACCAAGGCAAGCCGUACUCCGUCUCCCUCAAUGAGGACCUCGCAGAAGUGAGCGGUACCCUCAAGUACUACGCAGGCUGGGCGGACAAGAUCCACGGCCAAGUCAUCGACACUUCGUCCGCCAAACUGGCAUACACCAUCCGCGAGCCCAUCGGCGUCUGCGGCCAGAUCAUCCCCUGGAACUACCCCUUAGCGAUGGCAGCCUGGAAACUCGGCCCAGCGCUCGCAUGCGGAAACACCGUCGUCCUCAAAGCAGCCGAACAAACCCCCCUCUCCAUCCUCGUCUUCGCCAACCUCAUCAAACAAGCAGGCUUCCCUCCCGGCGUCGUCAACAUCCUCAACGGCCACGGCCGCACCGCAGGCGCCGCCAUCGCCCAACACCCCGGCAUCGACAAGAUAGCCUUCACCGGCAGCACCACCACCGGCCGCGAGAUCAUGAAACUGGCCGCGCGCAACCUCAAAAACAUCACCCUCGAGACGGGCGGCAAAUCCCCCCUGCUCGUCUUCAACGACGCCGACCUCGACCAGGCCGUCAAAUGGUCCCACAUCGGCUGCAUGUCCAACCAAGGCCAGAUCUGUACCGCCACCACCCGCAUCCUCCUCCAGGAGGAAAUCUACGAGCCCUUCAUGCAGGCCUUCCAAGCCCACGUCCAGGCCACGAGUAUUGUCGGUGAUCCGUUCGAGGAAUCCACCUUCCAGGGUCCGCAGGUGACGAGAGCGCAGUACGAGCGUAUCCAGACCUACAUCCAGACGGGCAAAUCCGAAGGCGCGACCCAUCUCUCCCUUUCCCCCCAACACCAACAACAAGAACAACCACCCAGCCAACCCUCAAACAAAGGCUUCUUCGUCUCCCCCACAAUCUUCACCGCCGUCACGCCGCAGAUGCGCAUCUUCCACGAAGAAAUCUUCGGCCCCUUCGUCGUCGUCGUCACGUUCAAAACCGAAGAGGAAGCCCUCGAAUUGGCCAACAAUUCCGACUUCGGCCUCGGAUCCGCCCUCUUCACCCGCGAUAUCGUCAAGGCGCAUCGGCUGGCGAGGAAGAUCGAGGCGGGCAUGGUCUGGAUCAAUUCGAGUCAGGAUAGCGAUUUUCGCAUUCCGUUUGGGGGCGUCAAGCAGAGCGGGAUUGGCAGGGAACUGGGCGAGGCCGGGUUGGAGGCGUACACGAACAAGAAGGCGGUGCAUGUGAAUCUGGGGACAUGGUUGUAG
Molecule: messenger RNA, 1578 nt
Organism: Lecanosticta acicola
Lineage: Eukaryota; Fungi; Ascomycota; Dothideomycetes; Mycosphaerellales; Mycosphaerellaceae
Source: the annotation of a GenBank genome assembly